Bactrocera tryoni is the source of this 2180-nucleotide messenger RNA. RefSeq names its product juvenile hormone epoxide hydrolase 1 (gene Jheh2). Gene Ontology annotation, molecular function: epoxide hydrolase activity. NCBI's taxonomy places the organism in Eukaryota, Metazoa, Arthropoda, Insecta, Diptera, Tephritidae. Gene Ontology annotation, biological process: epoxide metabolic process. The transcript is spliced from 4 exons. Bases 688 to 2085 code for a protein of 465 amino acids. The record is from RefSeq and is a predicted model, not a curated record.
CAUGUGCCCAAAAGAUUAUUUCUUGUCUCGAUAUUUUGGAAAUUUGGUGUAAAACAAUCUAAAGUGCUGAGUCAUGUGUCCAAAACAUGUUAGUUCCUGUCCCGAAAUUUGUUAGAAAACUAUUUAAAGAGUCUAUUUAUGAUAAGUAAUUAGUGAUUAGUCUAACCCUGUGAACUGUUAACAUACAUAUAUACAUAUGUAUGUAUAAGUAGGUAAGCUGGGACGGAUCCAGAGUAGAUUUUUUUUAGUUGGGGGGACUAUAUACACUUGCAACUCAAAGUCUUUUUCUUCGCGGAGUGUCACUUAUGAUGGAAAUAAGGUAUAACUUUUAACUUUUGGGGUGGAGGGGGAACUCUCCGUGUAUAUUUAUUAUCGCACACCCGCUGCGCGAUUUGACUUUGCUAUAGCACAACCCCCGAAUUAAAACGAUUAUAAAUACUAAAUAUGUAUACAUGCAUAUCUUAAGAAUCAGCGUGCCGGUUAUUCGAUACGGUUGUGCUCUCCAAUCAGUUCCAUCGCAGCGCUGGAUGCGUUUGGCUCGUUCUAGUCAGUGUCAUUUAGUAUCACUUUGGCAUUUAUUGUUAUACACAUUAUAUAUUUAUAAUAACAAACAAGUUUGGAUAUUUCCAAUUACAAUUAUACACCCAUCCAUCGGCUGUUGUGUCGCAUUGUUGAUUCGAAAGUGAAAUGGGCACCUUGUUACGUAUUACAUUCGUGGUCCUAGCGAUUGUCGUAGGUCUGUGUGUGUAUAAAUAUCAGGAACUCACAAGUUCAGCGCCAAUUCCCCAACUGAACGAUGCGGAAUAUUGGGGACCCGGCAGCGCCGCAAAAUAUAAGGAAAACACUGCCAUUAAAGCUUUCGAUAUAAGCGCCAAAAAGGAGUUAAUUGAAGAUCUGAAAGCGCAGCUGUCGCGACCGCUGGUGCUCACCGAACCCCUCGAAGGUGUUGGAUUUCAAUACGGCUUCAAUACUAAUUACUUGAAAGAGGUGGUGGCAUACUGGCGCGACACUUACCUGCCCAAGUGGGGUGAGCGCGAGGCCUUUCUCAAACAGUUCCCGCAUUUUGAAACACAGAUUCAAGGUUUACGAGUACACUUUAUUCAUGUGAAGCCCAAGUCCAUCGAAGGUAAAAAGGUGGUACCUCUGUUAUUGAUCCACGGCUGGCCAGGAUCAGUGCGCGAGUUCUAUAGGCUAAUACCGCUGCUGACGAAACCGAACCCCAAGAGUGAAUAUGUCUUCGAAGUGAUAGCACCCAGCUUGCCCGGUUAUGGUUGGUCUCAGGGGGCCUCAAAAGUAAACUUUGGACCCGCACAGAUGUCGUUAGUGUUGCGCAAUUUGAUGCUCCGUUUGGGUCAAGAGAAAUUCCUAAUACAGGGUGGUGAUUGGGGCGCUAUACUCGGUGCAAACAUCGUUACUUUAUCGCCACAGAAUGUGCUCGGUUAUCAUUCGAAUUUUUGCUUUAUUAUUGACCAUCCAAUGAUUCCCCUUCAUAAGUUAUUGCGAAAUUGGUUUCCGAGCUUCUUUAUAAAGGAAGAAAAUAGAAUAUUUUUAAAGCCUUUGUACAAAGAGUUUAUCCUUAAUUUGGAGGAGUCUGGCUACAUGCAUAUUCAAGCAUCCAAACCAGACACAAUUGGCACAACGCUCUCACAGAAUCCUGUUGGUUUGGCCGCAUACAUCUUAGAGAAAUUCUCCACAUGGACCAAUCCUGCAUACAAGCAACUCGAGAAUGGUGGCCUCACCAAACGCUUCACUUUAGACGAGCUUUUGGAUAUUGUCAUGAUUUAUUACACUACAAACUCGAUAACUACGUCUCAGCGCUUGUACUCGGAAGGAUUCACUAUCGCUCACUUUGCUUUAAAUUUGGACGCGACGCACAUAAAUGUGCCUACCGGUUGUGCACGCUUUAUUCACGACUUCUUACCUUUGACGGACUUCGAGCUUGGAUUGAGGUUCAAAAAUAUUGUGCACAGUACCUACCACAAAGAAGGUGGUCAUUUUGCAGCAAUGGAGGUUCCAGAGACUCUUUACAGCGAUUUCGUCGAAUUUGUCGCUAAAGUAUUCACCAAGCCACAAUCAAAGCAAUAGUCGUUCGAAGACAUUUUUUUUGUAUAAAUUUUUUAUUUAGUAUAAUUUCUGUUAAUAUUUUUCUAGAAAAUAAAGCACCUAAGUCUUUUUUCUUA